GAGUGGUCCUCUUUAACAAUGGAGUUAACAGUUUAUACUUUACUUGUGAUAUUAGGGUUGUUGGUCCAGACGACAGCAGGUCAUAAGAAAUAUGAUUUUGAUAAGGAAUACAAGAUGGAACAAGCUGCUCCAGAAGUAAAUUAUAAAUGUAUUGCUGUUGAAGCUAAAUGUAUCAAUUCACAAAGUUUUAUAUUAGAGGCUAUUACCAGCUAUAAUUUAGCUUAUAUUUCAAGAUUUGAGGUCAAUAAGGCAUGUAGGACUCUGCGAAAAGGAAGGAUUUGUAUCAAAGGAAGUGGAUGUGAAGAAGAACUCCAGGGUAAAAUGGAUUUAUUAAGCUGGGUCUGUAAGAAUAAACGAGAUUUAUUUAUGGGUAAGAGAUGUUGGAGAAGUAAUGCCUUUAUGACAGAAGCUCCUGAAUGUGAUUUAAAAAUACAGAAAGGCUGCCAUUUUCAUAAAUUAGUUGGUACUUGUCUCAAAACAGUGAUUGGUAAAAAUAAAUUUUGUAAACCGAAACAGAUGCAUUUUUAUGGUGGAAUGUUGGAAGCGAUUGAUAAACUCAGAAAUCCUCAUGGUCGAUGUUGAUAAAGUUAUGCAGCGACAAAAUAAAACAGUUUUAAACCCGAAUAACAAAUACAUCAGUUUCUCCAGGUUUUCCGGUCACGUGUAUAUAUUAUAUCAGAUUUGUAGGAAAAACCCGUUAACCCGGAAUCGAUCUAAUAGUAUUAUAUUGAAAGCUGGUGUUUAAAUAAUUGUACAUUUAAAAAACAUUAUUUAACUAUUUGAUACUUUUCUCUUUGUAUCUUCAAAUCCAUGUAAAGAAUGUUCAGAAAUUAUCGGCAUUUGGAUAUUAAAAUGACGAUGACUGUCAUAUAUAGACAUAUAUAUAAAUGGAAAGUGAAAUUCCUA
Messenger RNA from Lottia gigantea (owl limpet), 906 nucleotides. RefSeq lists its product as hypothetical. NCBI's taxonomy places the organism in Eukaryota, Metazoa, Mollusca, Gastropoda, Lottiidae. The record is from RefSeq and is a predicted model, not a curated record. The coding region runs from base 19 to 582 and encodes 187 amino acids. The transcript has 5 exons.